AUGAAACCUGUGGUGUCGCCGGGAAAAGCAUGGUUUUGUACAGUUAUAUCUGCAUUUGGAGUUGUUAUACUAUCAGUUUUAGCGGCAUUAUUUUAUGUUGAGCAUGAAUCGAUGAUGGGCUCAAUUACCUCGCCAAGUGAUGGUAAGGGAGUUGCAAAAACUAUAACAGGAGCAAUUAUAUUAUACGCUAUUUUCCUUGUAUUUUGUGGUUUACAAGUCAUAUUAAUUAGGAAACAGGAUAAGAUUAGACUGGAAUGA
Molecule: messenger RNA, 258 nt
Organism: Pichia kudriavzevii
Lineage: Eukaryota; Fungi; Ascomycota; Pichiomycetes; Pichiales; Pichiaceae
Exons: 2
Coding region: 1-258 (85 amino acids)
Source: RefSeq, a predicted model, not a curated record